GCCGGUUUUCUGUUUAGGUGUCAAUUUUGACAAAAUCUCAUUCUUUGAACGCAGCCUCUCCGCUAUAGGCAGAUACACUCAGUGGGCGAGUUCUUCUUCUUCCUCUUCAUCCAUCAUUCAUGGCAACCUCCAAGCUCCAAGCUCUCUGGAAUCACCCCGCUGGCCCUAAAACCAUUCAUUUCUGGGCACCAACCUUCAAGUGGGGUAUUAGCAUAGCUAACAUUGCUGACUUUGCUAAACCACCAGAGAAGCUCUCCUAUCCCCAGCAGAUAGCGGUUACUGCCACUGGAGUUAUCUGGUCACGCUAUAGCACUGUAAUUACACCAAAGAACUGGAACCUAUUUAGUGUAAAUGUGGCCAUGGCAGGCACCGGCAUCUACCAACUUACUCGAAAAAUAAGGCAUGAUUAUUUUAACGAAGAGCAUGCAGCUGUAGCAAAAGAGUGAUGAUGGAAACCGCUUCACUCCAUCACUGUACUCGACUUUAGUUGUUGCUGAGUCACUUCUCAAAGAUCCUUAUUUGUAUAUCGCCUUUAGUGACUUUUCUUGUUUUCCCUAUGUUAUACAUUUGGAUUUUGUAUGUUCUUUCAUCAAAAUCCACAAAUCAAACAACAAUAAGGCUAGUUGCUUUCAGAAUUGCAACAUUGCAUCUAUGAUUUACAUGUGGUUUUACUGUUGAGUAUUUUUGUUGCCAUGAACUAAGAGCUAUUGCUGCUAUGGCGAAAAUAUUCUCCUCUUUUUUGUUUUUA
Molecule: messenger RNA, 748 nt
Organism: Ipomoea nil (Japanese morning glory)
Lineage: Eukaryota; Viridiplantae; Streptophyta; Magnoliopsida; Solanales; Convolvulaceae
Product: mitochondrial pyruvate carrier 4
Exons: 5
Coding region: 120-446 (108 amino acids)
Biological process (GO): pyruvate import into mitochondria
Cellular component (GO): mitochondrial inner membrane
Source: RefSeq, a predicted model, not a curated record